This is a messenger RNA of Brassicogethes aeneus, 1605 nucleotides long. The record is from the annotation of a GenBank genome assembly. NCBI's taxonomy places the organism in Eukaryota, Metazoa, Arthropoda, Insecta, Coleoptera, Nitidulidae.
AUGGCAUGGUGUGUUGUCUUUUUUCCGGACGACAAAACUUAUGAAGUUAUACCCAAUAGUUGGAUACUUGAAGAGAAAGAAAGUUAUUUUCCUAACAUACAAGGCUUUAGAUUGUAUGAAAUUAUUAAAAAACGUCAGUCACCUGAUGAUGACUGGAACAUUUUUAGUGUGAAAAUUUUAGGUCAAUAUGAUGAUUUUACUGUUGCCCAAUCUCAGUGUGAAGCUGCCCGACGAGGCGAAGAUUUAACCAAAAGAGCAGAUAUUAAAAGUGACAGUAUUACAAAAGGAGGAAAAGGUUCCAGGGUUCGAAAGCCGAACAGCAAAUUUAAUGAAUUUACCAAUAUAAAUACCGAUGAUGAUGAGCUGAACAAAGUUAACCUAACAUUACCAGAACUUAAAAGAAAAGGAAACGAAGUUUCCACAUUGGCAAUGUGUGACUCUGAAAAUAAUACCAUAGUUAUCGAAAAUGAAGUGGAUAGCUAUUCAAAUAAUGCAGUACUUGUGGAGAACGUAUCCCUUAUCCUUCAAAAGCUGGAUGAACUUGAUGCUAAGCAAGAAGAAUUUCAACGGAGAAUGUUUAGGCAGCAAUUUAUAAUUGAAAAUAAAAUAAGAGAUGUAGAAAAUAAGCUUGAUAAAAUUAAUGUUUUAAAUGUGCCGCCCAAUCAAGAUAACAGAGACUAUGAGGAUGAUCAGCUGCUUGAAAUGUGGAAUCUGUUUCCAUUGGAUAACAAUGAAAAAAUAGAAACAAUGGAAAGUGCUCUCCUAGACAAAAAUUUGUUUAAAAGUUUGGCAAGAAAGUUUUCUUUAGUGGGAGGUGAAACUCCCAAAGACAUAACAAGAAGCAUAUUGUACUUAAUGUUGACAAAUGAAAUGGCUGCAAUGUACAGUUUCGAUGGAGCAAAAGGGAAAUUAAAGUUUAAAUCCCUAAAACUUUUUGAGCUUUUACUGGCCUCCAUCCGGAAAAAUCCAAAAACCACCAAUGCAACAGAAAACGAAAUUUUGCCAGAGUUGAGGCAAUGGUUGGCCCAAGCAAAAUUUAGAAAAAAAAACUCUGAUGGGUACAGCGACACGGAUUACCUGGAAACUUGGCAGGGCAUGGAGGAAUGCCACAAAGCAGGCCUGGCCAAGAACAUAGGCGUGUCCAACUUCAACAUCGACCAAUUGGAACGCUUGUCGGCCAACUGUCAGAUUCAGCCGGCCGUCAAUCAAAUCGAGGUUAAUCCUAACCUAACUCAGGUGGAGCUGAGGAAAUUCUGCAAGGAAAAAAACAUUGCCGUGACGGCGUUCUGUCCGCUGGGAAGAAAUUUGGCGGCGCCCUCUGCAACAGGGCAGCCUGUAAGUGCCACGAACGACCCUGAAGUGGCGAAAAUUGCGCAGAAAUAUAAUAAAACGACUGCGCAAGUUGUUUUGAGGUUUUUAGUAGAGAUGGGUAUAAGUGUUAUACCAAAAUCGGUGAAUAAGGGAAGGAUAGCACAAAAUAUCGACAUAUUCGACUUUAGUUUGACUGAAGAGGAGACAAAUUAUUUAAAUUCGUUGAAUAAGAAUAUUAGAGUAAGCCCGAUGAACAAUUAUAAGGACCAUAAGUUUUAUCCUUUUGAAAGAUAG